Molecule: messenger RNA, 2557 nt
Organism: Eutrema salsugineum
Lineage: Eukaryota; Viridiplantae; Streptophyta; Magnoliopsida; Brassicales; Brassicaceae
Biological process (GO): carbohydrate metabolic process
Molecular function (GO): hydrolase activity, hydrolyzing O-glycosyl compounds
Source: RefSeq, a predicted model, not a curated record
AAACUCACUAUGUUCUGUCUUUGACAUAUAAGCAUAUAUAGCAGAGCAGGUUUCACAACCCAAACAACUACUUACCCCUCCAGUUCCUAUAGCUCAAAAUCUUUUCUAUCUCUACCUUUUAAUAUCAGCUUCCAACUUGAAAUUUGGAUAAAGAAACUGCUAUGGAGAAAACUGCAAAAAUAAAGCAUUCAAAGGAUAAUGAUGAUGAUAAGCAUCACACUAACGAAGAGCAUGAGAGCAUAAUCCUAAACCCUAACUUUGAAGACGGCCUCAACAACUGGAGUGGAAGAGGGUGCAAGGCUAUCUUACAUCAGUCCAUGGAUGGAGGGAGAAUCGUUCCACUAUCGGGACACUUUUUCGCAGCAGCAACAGAGCGUAAAGCUACAUGGAAUGGGAUUCAACAGGAGAUUUCUGGAAGAUUCCAGAGGAAGCGUGUCUACGAAGUAACAGCAUUAGUUCGAAUAAUUGGCAACAAUGUCACGAGUGCAACAGUACAGGCGACUCUUUGGGUCUUAAACGCAAACCAACGUGAACAAUACAUAGGCAUUGCAAAUCUGCAGGCGACUAAUAAAGAUUGGGUAGAGCUGAGGGGUAAAUUUGUAAUCCAUGGUUCGCCAUCGAGGGUAAUACUAUUCCUUGAAGGUCCACCUCCAGGAACUGACAUUCUUCUCAACACUUUAGUUGUCAAACAUGCUCGAAGGAAUCGCCCGUCGCCUCCACCCUUCUACGAGAAUCCCAGUUUCGGAGUCAAUAUAGUCGAAAACAGUGAAGUGAAAGAUGGGGCGACUCAACCAUGGUUCACCCUAGGAAACUGCAAGUUGAGUGUUGGACAAGGCGCCCCUCGCACUCUGCCCCCAAUGGCGAGAGACACACUGGGUCUUCACGAACCUCUUGGCGGAAACUACAUACAUGUGAAAAGAACGCAGACUUGGAUGGGUCCGGCUCAGAUGUUAACUGAUAAGCUCAAAAUUUUCUUGACAUAUCAAAUCUCAGCAUGGGUCAAGAUUGGUGUGGGCGUGAGUAGUGGUAUGAGUCCUCAGAAUGUGAACAUUUCACUUAGCGUCGAUAACCAAUGGGUCAAUGGAGGACAAGUUGAGGUCAUCAUUGGCGACACAUGGCAUGAAAUCGGUGGAUCCUUUAGGCUUGAGAAGCAGCCGCAAAACGUUAUGGUUUAUGUUCAAGGUCCCGCAGCUGGCAUUGAUUUGAUGAUCUCGGCAUUGCAGAUUUUCCCAGUGGAUCGUCGAGAACGUCUCAGAUGUCUCAGAAAUAAAGUUGAUCAGGUACGUAAGCGCGACAUCGUCUUAAAGUUUUCAGGACUAGACGACUCCUGCGAUUUGUUUCCGUACAUAGUGAAGGUUAAACAAACAUACAACAGUUUCCCAGUUGGAACAUGCAUUAACAGAACAGACAUAGACAACGAAGACUUUGUAGAUUUCUUCACAAAGAACUUCAACUGGGCAGUUUUCGGAAACGAGCUGAAAUGGUACUGGACAGAGGCCGAACGCGGGAAGCUCAGUUACCAAGAUGCAGACGACUUGUUAGAUCUAUGUAUCGGCAAUAACAUCAACGUUAGAGGACACUGCAUUUUCUGGGAAGUUGAGUCCACGGUUCAGCAGUGGGUUCGUCAGCUGAACAAAACCGAGCUGAUGAAUGCGGUCCAGAAGCGACUCACAGAUGUCCUAACACGAUACAAAGGUAAAUUCAAGCACUACGACGUAAACAAUGAGAUGCUUCAUGGUUCCUUCUACCAAGAUAGGCUUGGAAAAGGUGUAAGAGCAUUGAUGUUCAACAUUGCACGCAAGCUUGAUCCAUCUGCUUUGCUCUUUGUGAAUGAUUACCAUGUCGAGGACGGCAAUGACCCACAAUCAUCCCCGGAGAAGUAUAUCAAACUUGUUCUUGAUUUAGAAGCACAAGGAGCAGCCAUAGGAGGGAUUGGGAUCCAAGGACACAUAGAUAGUCCUGUUGGAGCCAUAGUUUGUUCUGCUCUUGAUAAGCUCUCUGUUCUUGGUCAUCCAAUCUGGUUCACAGAACUUGACGUCUCUUCUAGCAAUGAGUACGUUAGAGGAGAAGAUCUUGAAGUCAUGAUGUGGGAAGCAUUUGCGCACCCUGCUGUUGAAGGAAUUAUGUUAUGGGGUUUCUGGGAGCUAUCUAUGAGUAGGGAGAACUCAAAUUUGGUGGAGGGAGAGGGAGAAGUAAAUGAAGCCGGAAAAAGAUUUAUGGAGGUGAAACAAGAAUGGUUAUCUCAUGCCUAUGGGGUCAUCAAUGAUGAAUCCGAGUUCAUAUUCAGAGGCUAUCAUGGGACUUACGCCAUCGAAGUUUGUACUCCGGCUGGCGUUGUUCUUCAAACGUUCAUCGUCGAAAAAGGAGACUCUCCAUUUAUACUCUCUAUUGAUCUAUCUUCUUUGUGAUGUUUAUGUUUCUUUUCCCUCUUUUUCCAUUGUUUCUCUUAUAUAUGUUGGGGAUUUGUUCUACGUGGAGCACGUAACAUAUGUAAACAUAUUAUGUUAUGUUUUGUUUUUGAUUGUCUAGUAAAACUGCAAUAAAAGCAUGUAAUUAU